AUGAUUAUGAGUCAUUCUUCUGUUCGCAAUUCACGACCUACCCAGGUUGCAUAUCAACCUUCGUCAAAGGAAACUCUUACAGACCGUAAAACAACAAGGCGGAGGAAUGCUAUGUAUUCGGAAAAUUCAGAAUUGAACAAUUAUCAGAAUCGUCCUUCAGCAGUAGGCCUUUCUCCUGCACCAACAUUUUACCCUACCGAUGAAGAAUUCAAAGACGCAAUCAGAUAUAUUCAAAAAAUUACACCAGUUGCAAAAGAAUUUGGAAUUGUCAAGAUAGUACCUCCUAGUGGCUGGAAACCAUCGUUUGAAUUGGACAUGGAUAAAUUUACUUUUCGUGCAAGACGCCAAGAUUUACGGAUGAUGGAUUUAGGAUUCCGGGAAUCUGCAGCAUAUGAUGAACGCGUGUACAGGUAUUUUUGUAAUAAAGGCAUUGAGCUUCCACAAAUAUUUAUAAUCGCUAACACCACGGUGGAUCUAUAUCAAAUACGAAAUUCUCUCGAACGCUUAGGAUUUUCAAAAGGAGCAGCAAUUCCAAAGGAGUGUUGGAGAAGGGUACUUGUAUCUAUGAACUUACCAAAUACUUCAGGGGCUGAGAAGGAAAUAAUGACCAUCUACUCGAAAUACAUUGCUCCUUUUGAAGAGUACGUUGCUACAUUGUCAUCCGAUGCAAAUAAGUACCAACCUCUUUUUACAAAAGUGGAGGAUAACGAAUUACCGCUUACCGAUAAGUCGUCAAGGAAACAAAAAAUAGAAGAUGUUUCAUUUCGUAGAUCUUCGAGGAAAAAAUCGGACUCAGUAGAAGAAACUACUACUCAGAAACACAACGGAGGGAUGAAUGCGGCGAGGAAGAAACGCGCAAAAACAUGCGAAAGCUGUCAAAGAAAAAUUGAUUUUUCUGUUGAAUGCCUUGGUAAGGAGUCAUAUUGUAAAGAUUGCAUCCUAACCCCUCAUGUAUUUGGUUUUGAAAUGGGUGAUGUUUAUACUCUUUCCGAGUUUGAAAAGAAAUGUGAUAAUUUCAAGACUGAGUAUUUUUCAAAAUUUGAUACGCAAACGCUUAUAAGUGACGAAUUAGUGGAAGCAGAAUAUUGGAAGUUAGUAAAAAGUAAAGAAGAAGCCUAUGAGGUUGAAUAUGGCGCCGACUUAUCUACCAUGGACAAGGGGAGUGCCUUUCCACACUGGCGGAAAACACCAAAAAAUCCAUAUUCAAGAGACCCAUGGAAUCUGAACGUUUUAGCUUCUUCGAAUGGCUCUUUACUUCGAUACGUUGAGAACGCAGUUUCUGGAAUUACGUCUCCUUGGCUAUACAUCGGAAUGUGCUUUUCGACGUUUUGUUGGCACGUAGAGGAUAAUUAUACAUAUUCAGCAAACUAUCAGCAUUCUGGUGAAACAAAGCUUUGGUAUGGUAUUCCUGGUAAUGAUGCUUCUAAGUUUGAGGAAGCAGCUCAUGAAAUAGCGCCCGAUUUAUCUUCCUCUCAGCCUGAUUUAUUAUACCAGCUUGCUGCUAUGGCUAAUCCGAAAGAGUUGACGAAAAGGGGAGUUAAAGUAUAUUAUGUGGACCAGACUCCAAACGACUUUGUCGUCACUUUUCCAAAGUGCUUUCAUGGUGGUAUCAACCUUGGAUUUAAUAUUAAUGAAGCUGUUAAUUUCGCUCCCAAAAAUUGGCUUUUGGAUGGUUACUCGUUGGAAGGGGCUCUUAAGUACCAAAGCAUUCUUAAACCGGCAGUACUUUCGCACGAUCGUUUAAUUUAUAAACUCGCUACAAAAAAUACUGAUGUGGUAGCGUAUGAAGAGCUUCUACCUUGUCUUCGCGAAGCAAUUACGAGGGAGCAAAGCGAACGUAGCUUUAUAAGAAAACAAUAUCACUUGAACGAGGCUUUGGUUCGUGAACCUCUGAAAACAGAUGAGCAAUGGCAAUGUGUGUAUUGUAAUGCUUAUUCUUACUUUUCAAAAAUUGUCUGUCCUUGCACGUCUUUAGUUGCUUGUACAAAACAUAUGGAAAAACUUUGUGAUUGCAAAAUUGAAAAGAAGACCUUGCAAAUACGAAUACGUGAUACCGAAUUGUUGAACUUGCUAAAUUUGAAACUCCCAAAACUUUCUUGA
Messenger RNA from Schizosaccharomyces octosporus yFS286, 2100 nucleotides. Its product is annotated as histone demethylase Jmj2. The transcript has a single exon. The record is from RefSeq and is a predicted model, not a curated record. Gene Ontology annotation, biological process: chromatin remodeling. NCBI's taxonomy places the organism in Eukaryota, Fungi, Ascomycota, Schizosaccharomycetes, Schizosaccharomycetales, Schizosaccharomycetaceae. Gene Ontology annotation, molecular function: DNA binding; histone demethylase activity. Bases 1 to 2100 code for a protein of 699 amino acids. Gene Ontology annotation, cellular component: nucleus.